Molecule: messenger RNA, 1172 nt
Organism: Xiphias gladius (swordfish)
Lineage: Eukaryota; Metazoa; Chordata; Actinopteri; Istiophoriformes; Xiphiidae
Gene: chchd7
Product: coiled-coil-helix-coiled-coil-helix domain containing 7
Exons: 4
Coding region: 352-609 (85 amino acids)
Source: RefSeq, a predicted model, not a curated record
UGUCGGUGACGGUGUGGGUGAUUUUCCUGGUGCGCUGUUGCAACAACGAGAGUGGAGUUGUCUUGAGUAUGAAGGGGAGGUUAUAUCCUAUGGCUUGUGUAGCGUUACUAGUUAGCUACGUGUAGUGUAAAGCUGUCCAGUAGCUUUUUGAAGCAAAAGUCUUGGUAGCAUGCCAAAGGGAUACAGAUAUCAACAUCAUUUGGAAUACAGGAAGCCUGAAUAGGCUUGUCAGUUAUCUUGGUCUUUUUCUAAAAAAAACAAAAAACUGGAUAACCUUCCCUGGUGAGGAUACUAGUCGCAGUCACAAUUCAUUAGCCUGGAUAAACGUUGGCAUAUGUAAAAGAAAUCCAAAUGGAUAUAAAUGAACAAAAAGUUCGGAAUCAGGACAGUAACCCAUGCAUUGAAGAAAGUGAUGCCUCCCAUAAGUGUUUGGGUGCCUACAACUAUGAUAAGAGCAUGUGUUCAACCUAUUUCCAGAGAUAUAAAGACUGUAGGAAAUACUGGCACAAAAUAAUGCUGCAGAGGAGAAGACAUGGUGUGAGACCUGACAUGCCCACUGCUGCAGAGAGGCAGGAGAUGCUUUCUGCUAUUGGAGGCAAACCAUACUGAGAAUCAGCAGGGUCACACAGAGACAAUGUGAAGACCAGUAGGCCCAGGAAAUUAGCUACAGGCCAACUCAUUUGGUGAUGCUACUACACUGCAGUGGCUGAGUCUAUAGUGUGAUUGACCUGCUCUCAAGCUCAAGUCAUGUUGAAGUGACCAUCUGUAGCUGGAUGUUAUUCUAAAAGAGAAAAUAUGUGAUUGGUCAUUUAUUGAAGUUAUUGCCAAUGUGACAUGAACUGACACAAUAUGAAACGAAAUAAAGAGCAUUUAAAGCAUUUUUUGUUUUUGUUUGAAGAAAAAAGUCCUGGGGCCUGUUCCAGAAAGCAGAUUUAACAAACUCUGAACCUAACGCUGAACUCUUGAGUAUGUUCACUCUGAGUUAAAUGUGUGCAUGGUAUAUGAAAAAAAGUCAUAAUCAAUGGAGCUUUGAUAUGAUGGUUCACCAUGGCAACGGGUAAAUAAAAAGAGAAAAGUCUCCAUUUUAAUCCAGUGGAGCUAGAAAUGAAUGUGUCACUGUUACAUUAAAAUUUUGAGAUUCAUUUAUUUGGCUGUAACCUGUUGGGGCCAAA